Messenger RNA from Punica granatum (pomegranate), 2144 nucleotides. The record is from RefSeq and is a predicted model, not a curated record. Lineage: Eukaryota; Viridiplantae; Streptophyta; Magnoliopsida; Myrtales; Lythraceae.
AACUUUGAUUGAGCCAUGAGCAACUUUAAUUGGAGAAGAGCAUCUCCAAAGACCCAAUAACCGGGGUGAGACAAGUAAUUCCAACAAUCCUUCUCUAUAAACAUCAUUCCUGUAAACUACGAUCAUUAUGCAGUGUUUCACAAAAGAGAACUUGGGGAGAGACCUCAAAAACAUGGGUGAAGAGAGGCAGGAGAAUAAUCUUGAAGUGAGAGCAAAGAUUAUCAAGAAAGCUUUCCAUUAUGCCAUGAAAGCUCACAAGAAUCCAGAAAAGCCGUUUGUUAUCAGGAAGCGCUGCCUCUCAUCAAACGUCAUUUUCGCCUUCCCGGGCACUUGGUCUACAGCUGACUGGAUCCCUACGGAAACAAGCACCAGACACUUUGGACAGGCCAAGGUCAAUCUCGAGGUUUUCCCUUCUCUCAGAAGCAUAGGCAAUGAUGAAGCUGCCUCUGUCCAUGAUGCCUUUCUCCGCAGAUUCUUAUUAAUUGUAGAGAAGCCAAAGUUCCAAAAUGAGGUGGAAAAGGCUCUGAAAAGGAAGAAGCAAAUAAUAUUUGCAGGCCAUUCCGGAGGUGGUCCAGUCGCAAUAUAUGCCACUGUUUGGCUCUUUGAGUACCUCAGAUCAAAGAAGAUUCAAGCUUCAUCACCUUUCUGCUUAACUUUUGGUUCUCCUCUGAUGGCCGACCACAUAUUCGGUCAUGCCGUCCGGCGUGAGAAGUGGUCCGACUGCUUCAUACAUUUUAUUACCAGAUAUGACAUCAUCCCUCGAAUUAUGCUUGCUCCGCCAUCUUACACAGAACAAAUCCUUCCGGAAAUUCUCCCCUUUUUCAGUAAAAAUUCCCAAAAUUCAACACAAACAUCCCUGGAAAAUGAUGAGUUCGUCACGGUCGUUUUCGAGAAUGUCAUGAGAAAUGCUUCCAGUGUUGCAAGCCAAGCUGCCUGUAAAUUAAUGGGUAGCACAAACUAUUUAGUGGACACCAUUUCCAGCUUCGUUGAGCUUAGCCCCUAUAGACCAUUUGGGACGUAUGUCUUCUGCUACGGGAAUAAGAAAGUCUUAACGGUGAGAAACCCUGACGCCGUGCUGCAAUUACUGAUUUACUCUUCUCAACUAAGCUCCAGAGACGAAGGAUCUGAGGUAGCACAGAUGAGCUUGAGCGAACAUUUAGCAUAUAAAACCAAACUCGACGAAAUAGCCGGAAACCAAGAGAUUUAUUGCUUGGACAAAUUCCGAGAGUUGCCCCUGAAUUCAGAGGAAUGUGCAGACAGUGAAGCUCAAACCAUCAACACAGCCUUAAAUGAACUCGGUCUGAGUGUAAGGGCAAGACUAUGUCUGCGUGCGGCUAGAGAGGCAGAGAACCAUAAGAUAGCUAACCAGAAGAAGAUCGACACCAACAGGGACAACAUGGAGAAAGCCAUGACUGUAUUAGAAGGUUACCGGACUUCAUGUGAGACUCGAAGAGUGGGAUACUAUGACUCCUUCAAGCUACAGAAAUACCAGGAAGAUUUCAUGGCCAAUAUAAAGAGACUCGAACUGGCGGGCAUGUGGGACGAGAUCAUCGAGAUGUUGAAGAGAUACGAGCUCCCAGAUGGAUUUGAGGGAGAGGAUUCUUGGGUGGAGCUUGGAACGAAAUACCGCCGCCUCGUGGAGCCCUUCGACAUCGCCAACUACUAUAGGAACUCGCUGAAUGCUGACACUCAGUUGUACAUGAAGCCUGGGAGCAGGCCGAAACGAUACUGGUACACUCAAAGAUGGCGUGAGCAUAAGGAAAAUAUACCGAGAGGGUCGAGUGGAGAAUCCACUUUCUGGGCUGACGUGGAGCAGCUCAGAAUCGAAAUGAUCGCCAACAAAACACCGUUCAAUAGCGAGAAGGAGAAGGUCUUGGAGCUGGAGGAGAAUCUGAAGGCAUGGUACGACGCGACGCUGGUGAAGAAGGAUGUGUUCUUGCCCGAGACAACUCUGGUCAAAUGGUGGAAAACUCUCCCUGAGCAACACAGAGCAUCAUCAUGCAUCAAAGAACUCAUAAGCAGCUGAUUGUAGCAACUUUGCCAGUAAUAGCAGACGGAGUGUAAGCUCAAAAUGACCUGAUUGUUAUGUAUAUGAAUAGCAUGUAAAAUAUUUAAAUAAAGAAAAUAUCGAAAUCGACCGAGAA